AUGCAGUCGGGGCUGGUGCUGGGCGCUUUGAGCUUGGCGCUGGCCGCGAGCAUGGCCGCAGCGGAGCGGGCCGACAAGUUCAUCGCAUCUCGCUCGGGCCUGAGCCCCUGGGUGGACGUCGACACGCCCGAGUCGGCCUACAACAUCACGUCGUCGCGCGGUCAGACGUGGACGCUCAUCAUGAGCGACGAGUUCAACGUGCCGGGCCGCAACUUCUCGCCGGGCGACGACCACCUGUGGACGGCCCUCGAGAUGCCCGACGGCGUCAACUCGGCCCUCGAGUACUACAGCGUCAACAUGACGGACACCGUGACGGAGUCGGACGGCCGCGGCGUGUUCCGGAUAAAGGUCAUGGAGGAGGAGAACAUCUCGUACACGGUGUGGAACACGUACGCCAAGCCCGCGGGCUUCGAGACGCACAGCAUGUACUACCGCGCGGGCAUGGUGCAGUCCUGGAACAAGUUCUGCUUCCAAGGCGGUAGAAUGGAGGCCGUGGCCAAACUACCGGCCACGCUGAGCUCCAGCAACCCGGACGUGGGCAACGAGAAGGCCCGCGUCAAGACCAACGCGUUCUACCCGACGUGGCCCGGCAUCUGGCUCAUGGGGAACUUGGGUAGAGCGCUCUUCUCCCAGUCCACGAGUCGCAUGUGGCCCUGGAGCUACAACGAGUGCAACGAGAAGCUCAGCUCGAGCCAACGCAUCAGCGCGUGCGACGGUAGUCCGGGCCACGGCCUCAACCCCCACCAGGGUAGAGGGGCCCCCGAGAUCGAUCUACUGGAAGGGGGCGGCAUCGCCAUCUCGACGAGUAUCCAGGUCGCGCCCGGGAUGCCCGACGCCUUCCGUAUCAUCCCUCCCGCUGCCAACGACACGAGCGCGUACUGCGUCUACACUGGGGACUGCACGACGGUGGGCGCCAACUUCCCCGGCAUCCCCAAGAAAACCUACGACGCUCGAGGACACGACAGUUGGUACCAGGGGCUCCGCUCCAACAAGAAAUGCUCGUCACCUCUCGGCGCGGAGGAGUCCAAGAGAUACCUCAUGGAGCCGUUCGAGUACCAAAUGGACGCCAUCUCGGCCAAUUGGCCCGUCCAGCUAGCGGCGUACACGAGCUACGUCAAGUACCAGGUCGAGUGGGUCAUGGGGUCCGAGGGGUACAUCCGCUGGAUGCUUGAGGACGUCGUGAUCUUCGAGAUCCCAGCCGAGAGCAUUGAAAACAUGCCGCAGGAUGCCGCCAAGUCCAACCCGAAGAAGAUGAUGCUGGAGGAGCCCAUGUACAUCAUCUUCAACGUCGCGCUGUCCACGAGCUGGGGCGCCGUGCCUCCAAACCCCGGAUCCCCGUGCCGUGGUGAUGGCAGCGACGCCAAGAUUAACGCGAUUUGCGACGGGUUCCCCAUGUACAUGACCAUCGACUACAUCCGCAUCUACCAGGACCUCUCGGACAGCUCCACCAUGUCCGUCGGCUGUGAUCCUUCCACCCACCCGACCAAGCAGUGGAUCGAGGACCACAUCGACGAGUACGAGACGGCUGACAACAAGUGGAUCGAAGUCCACGGCGGAGCGAACUGCAAGACGGACCGCGACUGCACCGGCUUUGGCCCACCGACUGUCGUCUCGAGCCUGUUUGGCGCCUUUAUCAUCAUUGUCUUCGGCUAUGUCGUGUACAAGAUCUUGAGCCAGCGGAGUAAGAAGGCGAUGAUUGUGGGCGCUGGUGUCACUGGACCUGUGAUCCUGUCCAAGAUCGAGAUGGACGAUGUCCCACGCUCGAACGCGAGCGGCUCUGAGGACAAAGUGGUCUAG
Phytophthora sojae is the source of this 1797-nucleotide messenger RNA. RefSeq lists its product as hypothetical. Gene Ontology annotation, molecular function: glucosidase activity. Gene Ontology annotation, cellular component: endoplasmic reticulum membrane; plasma membrane. The record is from RefSeq and is a predicted model, not a curated record. The transcript has 3 exons. Bases 1 to 1797 code for a protein of 598 amino acids. Lineage: Eukaryota; Oomycota; Peronosporomycetes; Peronosporales; Peronosporaceae. Gene Ontology annotation, biological process: (1->6)-beta-D-glucan biosynthetic process.